This is a messenger RNA of Harpegnathos saltator (Jerdon's jumping ant), 4906 nucleotides long. It is a transcript of the gene Unc-115a, whose product is annotated as actin binding LIM protein Uncoordinated 115a. Gene Ontology annotation, biological process: cytoskeleton organization; lamellipodium assembly. The record is from RefSeq and is a predicted model, not a curated record. Gene Ontology annotation, molecular function: actin filament binding. NCBI's taxonomy places the organism in Eukaryota, Metazoa, Arthropoda, Insecta, Hymenoptera, Formicidae. The transcript is spliced from 16 exons. Bases 454 to 2865 code for a protein of 803 amino acids. Gene Ontology annotation, cellular component: actin cytoskeleton.
CUGCGCCGACUGUACCGGUUGACAAUCGGAACUCGACGCACGAAUCUCCGCUGGCAGUGCUCGCUUGGUAGUCGACGAUCGACAGUCGCCGUGGCCGUAUCGUGCGUGUAGCGUCGCGACGUUCUCGCGUCGGUUUCCCCGCACCAGCCGGAGUGUGACGACCGCCUAGUGACGGCAGCUCAGGUCAGCUCGCAUCGGCGAACGGGGUCGAUUGAUCGGAUCGGACAGGUCGGGAAUUCAUCCGACGGACGACACUCGGACCGCGUACGCCACUUCGGAUCGGAUUUUGACCGGCGCGAAUCGCGCAAGAGGAUCGUCUUGUUCACGGCUCGAGUGAACUCGCUAUCUUAUCGGCUCGCCGACGUCGCGGCGCGAGGAUAAAAGGAAAGGGAAGGUGCGAGUGUGCGUGCCGUCUCUUGUGGCCCUGGAGUUACGCAACAGGCAGCGGGCGUAAUGAAGUCGAAGACGAGCGAGAGUUUCGUAGCGAGUGAAAGCAACGGGGUCAAGAAGGACGGCGCCGACGAGGUCAAGCAGAAACAGCUGAAGAAAGGUAAAACGUUCUGCCAGUCCUGCAAGAAGAAGUGCAGCGGGGAGGUGCUGCGCGUUCAAGACAAAUACUUUCAUAUCGGGUGCUUCAAGUGCGCCCAAUGCAACGCUAGCUUGGCGCAGGGUGGCUUCUUUGCGCGCGAGGGCACCUACUACUGUACCAAGGACUAUCGGGAACGCUGGGGAACGCGAUGCGCUGGUUGCGGGGAGUACGUGGAGGGUGAUGUUGUGACAGCCGGCGAGAAGUACACGUUUCAUCCAAAUUGUUUCCAUUGCCAAAGAUGCCGGCAGCCGCUACUAGGACAGGGGACGAAAGUAUCUCUAGUGCAAGGUCAGGCGCUCUGUCACCGAUGCGUCGGCAUACCGGUCCGCGAGGCCUCCACGCCAAUUGGUAAUAGCGCCGGCACCAGAGGAUCCGGCGACGGGCACACCGACCCUGGAGCAUGCGCCGGCUGCGGAAACCAAUUGAGAGAAGGUCAGGCGUUGGUAGCGCUCGAUCGCCAAUGGCACGUCUGGUGCUUCAAGUGUCACAGCUGCGACACUGUGCUCCACGGGGAGUACAUGGGAAAAGACGGCGUGCCUUACUGCGAGAAGGAUUACCAGAAGCAGUUCGGAGUGAAGUGCGCCUAUUGCAACCGCUUCAUCAGCGGCAAGGUCCUGCAGGCAGGCGACAAUCAUCAUUUCCACCCGACCUGCGCACGUUGCACCAAGUGUGGCGACCCGUUCGGCGACGGGGAGGAGAUGUACCUGCAAGGUGCGGCGAUCUGGCAUCCACGCUGCGGCCCGGGACCUACCGGACCCAACGGCAUCGUCAACGGACACGGGGAGACCCCGCAGCAUCGGGAGUCGGAGCGGAUUUCCAGCAGCGCUUCGGAAAUGCAGUUUUCAUUGCGGUCACGCACGCCAAGCCUGAACGGAUCGCUGUGCAGCCCUUACAGCAGCCUCAGUCGCAAGUAUUAUCCAGCGCGAACUGGAAGUCCCGGUCUGAUCCUGAGAGAAUACGGACGAGGAGCGCCGGAAGAUGUGUCUAGGAUUUAUACGUACUCAUACUUGACUGAAACGCCCAGUCAGGGAUAUUUGAGACGUCCGAUACAGCCGUACGAUAAACCCCCAACUAGCCCGCAUUUCCAUAGACCUAGCUCAUCUCGUUCGAUAAGAAGCAGCGGCGGACGCAGCAGCAGAUCGGGAAUGAGGGCUUUGGUCGACGCUCUGAACGACACCAGACCGAAAUCACCUGCUAGCCAGGUGGAUAACGAUGAGCCGAUCGAACUGGCGCAUUAUCCGGACGCGAUGAAGCCGCCGCCCGGAGCACAGCCGCCGAUCGAGAGAGACGAUUUUCCUGCUCCGCCGUAUCCUUACACUGAUCCUGAAAGACGUAGACGAUGGUCCGAUACCUACAAAGGAGUACCUGCAUCUGACGACGAGGACGAAGUAGACAACAAGACAUAUAUCAAGGAGGCGGAGCAGAAACUGAAGAAGGAACAGGACGAAUUGAGCAAGAUCGACACGGGAAUAGCCAAGGUAUUCCUGCAAGAUCGCGAGAAGGACCGGGAGAAUUUGCGACACAAGGCCGCGAACGUGGAUCCCAGAAAUGCCUCGAGGACACCGUCCGCUGCCAGGGAGCCCACGUAUAGAUUGCGUUACGAAAGUCCUGUUGGUGCAUCGCCUUCGCGAAAUAUCGACCAUGCACGGCCUUGGGAGGAUGACGAUGGCUUUAGCUACCGAUCCAGCGGGCCUAGCUACAACGUUGGGAGGUCAUCGGCGCGCUCCCCGGCUCCCAGAAACUAUCCACCCCUUGGUACUCAGCGCGCCUUCACUCUUCCAAACGCCACUAGGCACUAUCAUUCGGGCGACUAUUCGUUCAGUGGGAUGGGCGACAAGACGCACAGCACUGAUUUCUCGUCUGGCAAGUCGGACAUAUCAACAGGCAGCAUCACGGAUGUGGAUCGGCGGGCAUUGGUAUGUACCACAGCCCCAUACUACUCCCGGCGAAUUAGCAUGAAUGAUGGUGGAAUCCUUCCAUCAUCCACCACAUAUACAGGUGGCCUAGGUUCGGUUGUCGGAGGUCACGGGGGUCAUCAUGUGAGGAGAUCGUUGCCGGACAUGGGUGCUGCACCAACCGAACCGCCCAAGCUUUAUCCCUACCAUUUACUCGUUAUCACCAACUACAGGCUGCCAGCUGACGUGGAACGUUGCAAUCUCGAGCGGCAUCUCUCCGACGCGGAAUUCGAGAUGGUCCUCCAGUGCUCCCGCGCGGAAUUCUACAGACUGCCACAGUGGCGCCGCAAUGAAAUCAAAAGACGUGCCCGGCUGUUUUAACUCAUGCUAUACACAUUUUACUUAUUACAUCGCCUCAUGUCACGAUUGUGUUACUGUGGUACAGACUGUACAUUCCUACUGCGUGGUAGAUGCAUCGCGGAGAAAAAAAUGUGUUCGACAACCGUUGUCAGAACCGUACUUACCCUACCUACAGACGCAUUAGACGCUAAUUGGCAGCCUCAUGUAUUCGAGGGACUCUUCCAGAAGUUGUCAUUAGAAAAUAAUAAGCCUCCUUACGAUUUUGUCAUAUCGAUAUAUACGAGAUACAAACUGGAAGAAACGCAUGAAGUAGUAGAGCAAUCGACGAGAAUCAGAGUUGUCUUUGUAAAUGUAUUUGCAUAUACAUUGUCAUUAUCCGCUUUGUAUUUAUAUUAAGAGUCUUGAUAUUAUUUAUUGAGUAUAAAACGAAAAAGUUAACUUAUGUGUGUGACAACAUAAUUGAUAAUUUUGAUAAAAAAAAUUGAAGGAAAAUCAAUAAAAAACAGAACGAUCAACAGAUAUUUGCAUACGCACAACUAGACGUUUGUUGUGUGUACGUGUAUAUAUGUGAACGUUUAAAAUAUUGUGUAAUUUAGACUUUAGUUACUUGUGUGCGCUUGAUCUGUAUCUAAAUUCAUGUGGCUUGAGAGUCCCAGAGACGUUGUUGCGUCUAAAACAUCGAAGUAAGAUAAGUACGGCGCUGAUCACCGCGACCAUUUAACUGCCGACGUGCGCUCGGUGGUGAUGGGGAUGGCGAUGGUGAUGCGAAAUCAAAGUCCUCUAAGCGGGAGCACAAAAUACACGACACGACAUACACAAAACACACAAACACGCGCAUGUACACAUAUUUUAAAGACACGAAAGCACUGCCACUUUGUCGUCAAUUUUUUUCUCGCAGCAACGAAUCCACAGGCAGCUUUAUCUACGGUGACCCGAUUUCUUUAGCGACGUAGACGUUUUCUCGAGUUUUACCAUUCGGAGCGCCAUCGUGACUUGAUUUCAUUCUCACACACGUUUACGAGUGCGCAACGACUGGCUGAUAUUAACGUAGAGAAGAUAAUCAAAUAGUGGAUGGGAGGGGGAUACGACUAAAAAAAGAAACUCUUGAUAUAACUCACUAUUGUAAAUAUGAAGUUUGUCGAGAGGUGUCGAAGGGCGGCGCGAAGAAGCAGCUAGGAAGUUUCAAAGUACAUAAUCAUGUAUUCGCUAAAUCGCAUACAUACAUAUUACCUUGCGAACGACUAUAAUGCAAGGAACGCUACUAAAAAUAGGGUCUAUCAUUAUUAUUAUUAAUUUUUAACUGCUAUUAUUAUUAUUAUUAUUAUAUUAUUAUAUUUUACUACACGCAACGUGAAGAAAUUAAAAAGAGAUCCAAGUAGGUGAAGAAGCUUGUUGAAUGGUGCGAGUACAUUGACUAAUUGGACGAUUUGCGCGUGAUUGAUCACAUUUUUAACUUACUCUCUGUGGCAAGGAUUAUUUUAUAGAGUAGCUUGCGCGGUGUCCUUGUGAGAUAUUUUAUCCUUUUAAUUACCCUCGAUGUAUUAACUGAAGGAUACGUUCUGCGGUGCGGACUGCGAUAAACAUUUACGAUCGCUCGAUCAUUCUAUGUUAGAGUUACAAAUAAGAAAAUCAGGACCAAAUUUAUAGUCGUGGUGGAUCCGAACAGUCGAGACCAUCGAGAGCCUUAUCGUCAACACGAAACGUAUGUUUUAUUACGUUUUACGAACGUAACGGAUUUAUUGUUAUUAUAUAUUCGUCACUGUCGAAAUUUGUAAACGAUUUUCACGGAACAUCUCUGAUUCGCAUCAUUCUGAGAUGAUGCAUGUGAUUUUGGAAAUGUGGCAUAAGUCAAGUUUUGAACAUUUCGCUACAGACACGCACACAUGAUGCAUGAUCGUGAUUGACACGCCGCAAUGCAUGAUUCUUGACACAUAUAUACAUGCACAUUCGUCGAUCCACCUAAAAAAGAAAGAAAAAAAAAGGAAAAAAACCGCUAAGCGAUUUUUUAAAGAUUUUUAAGGGGAAAACUGCUCAUAAGAUAAAACGUAGAACUCUUAAAAUA